AUGCUGCCGGAUGCGCUGGUACGACGCGGGCACGCUCUGGUCAAUGUGGACCCUCAUGACGGGCGGCCGCGUGGCCGUGGGCCCCUUGCGCCGGAUGGUGUGGUCGAAGAUGACGACCUCCUCGAGGCCGGGGACAUGCUUCUUCAGGAUGUCCUUGAUCUCUGGGUAGUACUCGCGCUCGAUCUUGGCGUCAUCGGUGAACUCCUUUUCGGUGGAGGGGACGUCAAGGACGGGCUGGAAGGCCUGCUUGUCGAGGUUGAAGUCGGCCUCGAGGCCGCGGAGGUCGUGGAUGGUGACGGUGUGUGGGAUGUCGAUGUAGUUUUUUUGGGGGCCGGUGGCGCGGGGUUCGACGAAUAA
Molecule: messenger RNA, 357 nt
Organism: Morchella importuna
Lineage: Eukaryota; Fungi; Ascomycota; Pezizomycetes; Pezizales; Morchellaceae
Exons: 1
Coding region: 1-357 (118 amino acids)
Source: RefSeq, a predicted model, not a curated record